GACACCCACGAGCCGUUAUGGAAAAUACUCUCCCCCGGUUUGUGAUCGAGCGUGGCGGCUACGAGAAGUGACACUUCAACAUUUUUGAAGAAAAGGAACGUCUCGACCAGCAAUUGUUCGACGUCAUGCAACUUGGGCUCCCCUAACCCUAAACUUUCGAUUUCACCCCCUUCUCAGUUCACUCACUCACACCAAUCCUCACUUCAGUAUACGACAUUGCCCUGGUCCCCAAGCUGUUGAGAAAUGACCAUCAUGGCAUUUCGGCCCAAGAUGGACGACGCCAUGGACGAAGUCGUUGACCUUCGCCCUCACACCGCCCAAGAGGCUGGCUCUGCCCGCAAGCCUGAUAUGCGCGUUGAUUUUUCCACGCUUGGGAACUCCGAGCUAGCCAGCAAGCUCCCCGGCUUUCUAGAGGAGAUGGCCCGUGCGAAUCGCGAGACGCAAGAGCUGAUGGCAGCCGACCCUAAGGCUGCUCGAAUUGAGAUCGAUGAUGACGAGGAGGUCGACACGCAGGUCAUCGAGAUGAAUCUCUACUCGGGCGUGCUGGAGUCGGAGGAACCAAAGAAGGAGAUUGUGAUGCCCAACGGGCAACCUUUGGCCGGGAAUGGUGCUGCUGAUGGCGACAGCGAUACUGAGCCAUUCAUCUCAGAGCCGGUUAAAGUCAGGCACACAACCAACAACAACAACCGAAAGCGCCGAGCGCCGUCCUCCUCCUCCUCCAACUCCAGUGGUAGCAGCAGCUCAGAAGGAGAGACGCGUAUUAUCAAGAUUCCAAUCCUGGAAAGGAUAAAUGCCAGGGAGGGCUCUUUAGACACACAAGCAUCUGCGGACAGCGCAGAAAGCUCAGGCUCCUUCUCGCGGGAAGUAUCAUCCCCAAAGAAGACAACCGCCAUCAAAGAAGGCAGUCCCUCCCCUCCUGUGCAAGGUCAAGAUGUCCAGGACUGGGUGGAUGACCAGCCAUCUGUGACAGGCGAUUACACCGAGAUUCCCGGGGCCCCUCGCAGGAAGAUGCUAAUUCCUCGCACCCGCGUCGGUGCUAAAGAGUCGCAAAAGAAUGUCCAGGACUGGGUAAAUAACCAGGCGGAUCAACAGGCGGAUGAAUGAGGAGAAGUAGAACACCAGGAAGAGUUACCAGAAGCGUAACUAGAGCCAAAAAAAAGAAAAAAAAUAGAGGCUUCUCUCCUCCUCUUCAAGAUCGAGAUACAGUUUUUCGACACACCACCACGAUGCCUCGGCGUGCUCGUUGAACCUUCUGAAGCAACCUGUCAGUACACAGGCAUCGCUUGUUCCUCUUGUUUAGCACAACGCCAUGUGCACACCGCAAGCGACACUGUAGUGGGGGAUGGCAACAACUGCCGUUCUUUGCAGUGGGAUCCAAAUAUUCAUUCAUGAUUCCAGAUACUCCCCAGGACAACCUAGAUGGACGAACCGAAGGAUGCAGGAAUGGAUGGCAUUAGUUUGGCGUUAGUUUGGAGUACUUUCACUUGUUCUAGGAGAUAGGGAUGAUGGAAAAUGGGUAAGGAAAAUGACGGGGAGGAGGCGUAUUGAGUUUUUGUUUUACAAUAAUGCCAGUUUCCUGGCUUCGGUCACCAGCCCGUCCUGGCGCAUACUCAUCUAUUCAGUUCGGCAUUGUCGUGAAUAGAGAGAGUGAUGAAUGAGGAUACACUUUACGUCGUUCUGGGAAUACUCUUCUUUUGUUUCGGAUGUCAAUCAAGUUCCAUUGAUGGAUUUAGACCUUAAAAGUCCCUGAUGGAGCAUUAUGCUUGUUAUGCCCCAUACUGACCGCAGAAAAACGAUAUACCCGGGGAAUAGAAGUUUAAGAAAUACAGAUAUUGCCAAAGAGAAACCGAAACCACG
Messenger RNA from Neurospora crassa OR74A, 1857 nucleotides. RefSeq lists its product as hypothetical. The transcript has 2 exons. NCBI's taxonomy places the organism in Eukaryota, Fungi, Ascomycota, Sordariomycetes, Sordariales, Sordariaceae. Bases 244 to 1104 code for a protein of 286 amino acids. Gene Ontology annotation, biological process: box C/D snoRNP assembly. The record is from RefSeq and is a predicted model, not a curated record.